AUGGAAGCCCCACGUUGUACCUGCCAUCUUGUCCUGAAUGACAAAAACGUGCCCACCGGAGAUAUCGCCUUUGUGAAAGGAACUCCGUUUGAUUUUUGCCAAGGCAAGAAAAUUUCACAGGAUAUGCCAUCGUCGGGGUAUGACAACUAUUUUGUUGCGAGCGACCAAGAUACACUGAACGGUCCCGUGCUGCCCCUGUUGACAAUAACCGCGCCAGCCGGAGAGCACGGGCCUGCAGUCACAAUGGAGGUCAUAAGCAACCAACCGGGAUUUCAGAUGUACACUGCAAAUGGCUUCAGUGGUGACGGGGCUGGCAGCUUCGAGAAACAUGGAAGUAUUGCAAUUGAACCAAGUGGCUAUAUCGAUGCCACCAAUCACGUGAAUUUCCCUACUGCCACGCUAAAUCCUCACGAGACAAGGAAGCAGGUAAUCACCUACCAUUUCACAACCCUUUCCACCUAG
Chondrus crispus (carragheen) is the source of this 462-nucleotide messenger RNA. RefSeq lists its product as hypothetical. Lineage: Eukaryota; Rhodophyta; Florideophyceae; Gigartinales; Gigartinaceae. The record is from RefSeq and is a predicted model, not a curated record. Gene Ontology annotation, biological process: glucose metabolic process; beta-D-galactose catabolic process via UDP-galactose, Leloir pathway. The transcript has a single exon. The coding region runs from base 1 to 462 and encodes 153 amino acids. Gene Ontology annotation, molecular function: carbohydrate binding; aldose 1-epimerase activity.